Molecule: messenger RNA, 1047 nt
Organism: Cryphonectria parasitica EP155
Lineage: Eukaryota; Fungi; Ascomycota; Sordariomycetes; Diaporthales; Cryphonectriaceae
Product: GroES-like protein
Exons: 3
Coding region: 49-1047 (332 amino acids)
Molecular function (GO): oxidoreductase activity, acting on NAD(P)H
Source: RefSeq, a predicted model, not a curated record
ACCCUCUCCGUACGCCCAGGCAGGCGCAUUGUACAAAAGCACAUCAAGAUGAAGGAAGCUAUUGUUGCACCAGGUCCCAAGGUGUCUUUGGUGGACUCCCCUAUUCCUCAGCCAAACGAUGACCAAGUCCUUAUUCAAGUCGUGGUGAGCGGAUCAAAUCCGAAAGACUGGAAAUUACCGGAGUGGUUUGGAACGAAUGAUAAUCCGGGUGAUGACAUCGCUGGCAUCGUCCAUCAAGUCGGGAAAAAUGUCUCCGAGUUCAAGCCAGGUGAUAGAGUUUUCGCAUUUCACGAAAUGCGCACACCUGGCGGAAGUUAUGCCGAGUAUGCUGUAGCCUGGCAGCACACAACAGCUCAUAUACCCGCGAACACGAGCUUCGAAGAGGCGGCAGCAGUUCCGCUCGCCGCUCUCACUGCCGCAGUAGGUCUGUACCGGCACUUGCAGCUUCCACAGCCCUGGACGCCUGCUACUGAUACCACCCCCUUGGUCAUCAACGGCGCAGCAUCCGCAGUUGGGAUUUAUGUGGUUCAGUUGGCGGCACGAGCGAGUAUUCAUCCACUCAUAUGUGUGGCGGGCAAGUCAACGGCGCAUGUUGAGUCGUUCAUCGAUCGGUCCAAGGGAGAUGUAGUCAUUGACUACCGCGAGGGCGAUGACGCUGUGGUUGAGGGUAUCAAGAAGGCGGCACAGGGCCAGAAGCUCCUUCAUGCUUAUGAUGCCGUGUCAGAGAAUGGGAGCCAUAUCAACCUCGGCAAAGCCCUGUCUCCAGGUGCCACUAUCACGACAGUCCUUCCCACUAAAGACGACGAUGUUUCCAGUAACGUUCGCAUCAGUCGAACCUCGGUCGGAUCGGUGCAUCAGGACGACAAAGACUUGGGCUAUGUCUACAUGCGUUUUUUCGCGAAGGGCCUGCAGGACGGAUGGUUCAAAGCACAACCCCAAGAGAUCGUGCCGGGGGGUCUUGAAGGAGUCCAGAAAGCCUUGGAAAACCUGAAGGCGGGCAAGGCUAAUGCUGUGAAGUAUGUUUUCAGGAUUGCUGACACAAAGUAA